Molecule: messenger RNA, 786 nt
Organism: Coffea arabica (coffee)
Lineage: Eukaryota; Viridiplantae; Streptophyta; Magnoliopsida; Gentianales; Rubiaceae
Biological process (GO): DNA integration
Molecular function (GO): nucleic acid binding
Source: RefSeq, a predicted model, not a curated record
AUGGCCGGUUCGCGGUUCAACCAGUCGAACCGGCCGAUUCGAUCCGGUUUCAAAACAUUGCAGAUAGCUCAGGUUUUCCUUGACAUUGUUUACAAGCUACAUGGCUUGCCAGAGUCCAUCAUUUUGGAUAGGAACAAGAUCUUUAUUAGCAGAUUCUGGCAGGAGCUGUUCCACAUGCUAGGGAUUAGCUUACACUAUAGUUCUUCUUAUCAUUCUCAAUCCGAUGGGCAAAAUGAGAGGGUAAACCAAUGCUUGGAGAACUACCUCAGGUGCAUGUGCAGUGACUAUCCUACUCACUGGAGUAGUUGGUUACCCACGGCAAAACUAUGGUACAACACCAACUUCCAUACCAGCUUGAAAGUUACUCCUUUUGAAGCACUGUACGGGUAUAAACCAAACCACAUUCCUCUUGGGCCAUUUCAUGAUAGUGUUAUACCUGCUGCAGCUAGCAUGUUGCAGGAUAGACUCCAAAUCGUGGCUAAGGUUGGGGCAGUCGCCUACAAGUUGUUACCACCUGACAAAGCUAGAAUCCAUCCCGUUUUCCAUGUGUCUUUAUUGAAGAAGAGAGUUGGGAACACCCAAGCUGUUGAGCCUACCUUACCAGCUAUAGAUUCAGCUGACCAAUGCUUGCUGGAGCCUGAGAAAAUCCUCCAGAGGAGAGCUACCAUGAGGAACUCGCAGCCUGUGAUCCAAUAUCUGGUGAAAUGGAAUCACCUGUCGGAAUCGGAAUCUUCUUGGGAGGAUAAGUCUUUCAUUGACAAGCAAUUCCCAAACUUUCAAGCUUGA